Messenger RNA from Stomoxys calcitrans (stable fly), 498 nucleotides. RefSeq names its product larval cuticle protein 2. Gene Ontology annotation, cellular component: chitin-based extracellular matrix. Bases 64 to 423 code for a protein of 119 amino acids. Gene Ontology annotation, molecular function: structural constituent of chitin-based larval cuticle. The record is from RefSeq and is a predicted model, not a curated record. The transcript is spliced from 2 exons. NCBI's taxonomy places the organism in Eukaryota, Metazoa, Arthropoda, Insecta, Diptera, Muscidae.
AGACUAACACAGUUUCUUUUGUGAGACCUUCAGGAAUAGAACCCAAAACAAAAAAUUACAAAAAUGUUCAAAUUCGUCAUUCUUUUUGCUUUUGUAAGCUGCGCUCUUGCCGCUGGCGAUGAUGUCCAUGCCGAAAUCAAGGAAUUAAAAUCUGAUGUUCGUCAUGACGGCUUCAACUAUCUCUUGGAUACCAGCAACAGCAUUCAUCAGGAAGCUGCCGGUGAUGAGCAUGGCAAUAUUCAUGGCUCCUAUGAAUAUGUCUCUCCUGAGGGUGAACAUAUCAAGGUCAGCUAUGUAGCCGAUGAAAAUGGCUACCAACCCGUCAGCGAUCUCUUGCCUACUCCUCCACCAGUCCCAGAAGCCAUCCUUAAGGCCAUUGAAUACAUCAAAGCCCAUCCAUCCAAGGAAGAAUCUCACCAUUAAGUUUCUGUCAUACAACCUUAGUUAGAGGAGUAAUACAACAACAAAAACGAAAUGAGCAUACAAUAAAUAACAGCA